This is a messenger RNA of Trichomycterus rosablanca, 3939 nucleotides long. RefSeq names its product ral guanine nucleotide dissociation stimulator-like 2 (gene rgl2). Bases 109 to 2406 code for a protein of 765 amino acids. The transcript is spliced from 21 exons. Gene Ontology annotation, molecular function: guanyl-nucleotide exchange factor activity. Lineage: Eukaryota; Metazoa; Chordata; Actinopteri; Siluriformes; Trichomycteridae. The record is from RefSeq and is a predicted model, not a curated record. Gene Ontology annotation, cellular component: plasma membrane. Gene Ontology annotation, biological process: Ras protein signal transduction; positive regulation of GTPase activity.
UCAGUUGUGUGUGUGUGUGUGUGUGAGAGAGAGAGGUAUGGAGCGAGAGAUACACCGACUGUAGGAUCGGAUGGACGCGGAGCCUCAACACUAGCAGCCACUACAGCCAUGCUCCACCGGAGUAUGAGGACAGCUGGGGUGGAGCUGCCGGAAGUGGGGUCAAAGGAUGUUCCUCUUAUUGGAUAUCGGCCUCUACCGGCGGAGACGGAAAGGCAGUUUGUGAAGGAGGCCAGCGCUGGAGAACAGGUGUCUAGGAGCAGCAUUGAAAAAAGAACUGUUCAAGAAGUGGCACCUGAUGAGCAUUAUGAACCCACUUUGUUAAUGUGUCAACUUUGUGUCGAGGCUUCUCCCAUGAAAACCACCUGGUACUGUCCACUCAACCUGUCCACUGUGACUGAGAAGGAGGAAGAUGGCAUCAUUUACACUGUGAUAGUGAAGCCACAGCAUGGUGACCCCUAUGCACAGUCUCCAGGUCAGCGCUCACAGUGUGUGAAGGCCGGGACGGAGGAGAAGCUUGUCCUUCACCUACUCCAGUCUUUCUCUAUGGGGGACUCAUCUUUCAUCUCCAUUUUUCUUUCCACCUUCCGCUCCUUCACCACUACCCAGAGGGUGCUGGACAUCCUGAUGGACAGACUGGCGAAUCCACCAGGAGAGAACAACAGUCCCACCCGCCAGGCCUUCAACAAGGCAGUGUGUACUGUGUUUAGUACAUGGCUCAGUGAGUACCCAGAGGAUUUCCAGUCGCUGGGUGAGCCCUCACGUCUGCUGCGCCUGGCACCCCUGAUACCACACCCGGUGGGAUCCGAGAUCAAAAGUCGGCUGCUAAAGAUUGCAGAAGGGCUCAGUGACAAGUGCCUGAUUACUGACUCCACUACAGAUUCUUCUGCUACUCCUGUCCAGUCACCUUCUCCUGAUCCAUCAAAGUUUGACGCUACCAGUAUCCUGGGUUUUCCCUCCAGCAUCACAGCUGAGCAGCUGACCAAGAUCGAGACUGAGCUGUUUCUGAAGUUGGUUCCCUACCACUGUCUGGGCUCCAUGUGGUCCCAGAGAGAUAAAAAGGGCAAAGAGGGGGUGUGCUGGUCAGUCAGAGCUACGGUCCGCCAGUUCAAUCGUCUCGCCAAUGCCGUGACUGCUUCUUGUCUGUGGCAGAGAGAACUGAGGACACAACAGAGAUCCAGACUGCUGGAGAAAUGGAUCAGUGUUGCUGAGGCAUGCAGAGCCCGGAAAAACUUCUCGUCUUUAUACGCCAUUGUGUCAGCACUACAGAGCAACCCAAUCCACAGACUGAGGAAGACGUGGCAGGAGACAGACAAGGAUGCAGUGAAGCGCUAUGAGGAUCUGGCUGCCAUUUUUUCUGAGAAGGAUAACUACUCCCAGAGCCGCGAACUGCUCAAAGAAGAGGGAACUGCAAAAUAUGCUAAUGUAGACACUAAAAUCAACAACAGAAGACACACAUCCAGUUCUCAGGGCACCGUACCGUACCUGGGCAUCUUUCUGACUGACCUCACCAUGCUGGACGCUGCAGUGAAAGACAGAUUAGAGAAUGGCUACAUCAACUUUGACAAGCGGCGACGUGAGUUUGAGGUUCUGGCUAAAAUCCGCAUCCUCCAGUCCUCGUGCAGGAACAGCAUCUUCAGAACGGAUGAGUCGUUUGUGCACUGGUACCACAGUGUUCCCACGCUGACUGAGGAGGAGAGCUACAGGUUGUCCAAUCAGAUUGAACCUCAGGCAGAACAGAGUCCAGCGCGUCUGAUGCAGCCGACAGUGGUCAUCACCGAAUGUUCUGAUUCUUUUAUGGAUGUGACAAACACUGGCAUGGAUGCUGAUGGAAUAUUUGAUCUCCCUUCACCUGUCAAUCAUUUGCUGUCCAGGCUCACCAAGCAUAUGAAAUCCCCCUCCGUUUCCUGUCUGGAUGUUGAGUCGUCCCCACCAACCACUGAUCCCAACCCUUCUGCACUGAGCAUACCCGUUAACGUCGUCAAAUCUCAUCGCCGCUCUGUCUCGUGUGGCAAUGCUCCACCCAAACACAAACCAGGGGCGGGGCCAGACAUGCGGAUAGUCAAGAUACGGAUGGGCUUACAGGAUGGGAACUUGUAUCGAAGCAUUCUGGUUACCAGUAAUGACAAAAGUCCAACUGUAAUCAGCUCUGCACUAGAAAAACACAACCAAGAUCCUCGAGAGGCUUCCAAAUAUGAGCUCAUCCAACUGCUUCCUGAAGGAAAAGAGUUGACAAUACCUGCUACAGGAAAUGUCUUUUACGCCAUGAGCUCAGCGAGCGUCGACUUCCUGUUAAGGAGACGAGGGGGAAACACACCAGUUGGUUCACCAUCACUAAACAAUGAAAGCAGUGCCACUUUUCCACGAAUCAAGGCCAAAGGCCGGAGACUGGUCCGAACUCUCUUUUAACACUCAGACAACACAAAUCUGAAGAACCUGUCUAUAAGUUCCACAGCCUAACAGAGGUUCCAUUCUACUUUUCGCUUGAAUAUGAAAAAUAAAAAUGCUCAUGCUGCCUUCAAGUCCUUCUUUGGAAGUACAAAGUCAUCAGUACAAUGUGAUGUGUUGGUUAAAAACAAACUGAAACUGUAGACUCAGCAUACAAAAUUACUGUUUAAAAGUGUCGGCAACAUCCAUAUGAGUGGUCACCACAAUCUUUUAUACCCAGUAAAAAGUCAUUCUGAGCAGUAUUUGUGCUUGUUUUCAUGUGCUUUGAUCCCAAAAUCAUGGUAUUUCCAACAGGACUUGAAGGAAGCAUGAAUGAGAAGCUAAAUAUUCAGCAUGUUUUGGAAUCGUUGCAUUAAUUUUGUUAAGUUACUAAAUUCAGCUGAGAACGAUGCCUAAUUUUUAAUGUUAUAACUUGUUCAGGACUUCUGUCUACCUCAGAUACCUUUAGCUUCAGCUAAUUUUAAAAAACACUGAAUCAUCAGUAAUAAGCAACUAUCAAACCACAACCAAAUGACUUGUAGCACUUUAGGGUACUUACCCAAAUUAAAAUGCUCCUAAACAUUUUCAUUUUUAACCAUCAUAUAUAGGCUGUGUUUAAAAUGGUAUACUGGAUACUACCAUCCAGUACCAUAUAGUACACAAAAUAUGAGCACUAGAAGAACACACAGCAAUUUUUAUGUGCAAAAUGCUUACUGCUGAAUGCUGUUAAAUGUGUUAUUUCACUAUUGGUGCCGUUGUUUACGUCAUUUUAGCCAAACAAAUUAAAAACAAUUUGUAAUAAAGACUACGAGUAACAUAAAGACAGAUGCAGCUUCUGGCUAAUUUGCCUAGCAUACAUUAGUCCUUGAUUGUCAAAAAAUAAAUUUUUAACUCUGGUUUUAUGUUGAACUGUUUUAGAUUAAAAAAAAAUCAUGAUCAGAUUGCAGUCAUGAUUUAAUCUGACCUUGAUUUAAUUUAUCCAAUGUUAAAAAAAUUUACAGUAGAUCUCUGAGUUUGGGGGCACUUUAAUCGUGGGACAGUUCCCACAAUGCAUCAUUAUGAUAACCGACUUGUAUGACAAAAACUCACUGCCAGUCUUUCUAACCAAGUAUGCAAGCAGACAAAUGCACAUUUUUACUAGUUUGACAAAACUGUGAUUCUGCUGGACAUUUUAUAUAAAAUGUUCAAAUAUAAAUAUCGACUAACACUGUCCAAUCUUAAUUGCAGAGAGUGAUUACAGCCCUGUCCACAUAAACGCAGAUAUUUUUUAAAAACAUAUGGGUUUUUCCUGAAUUUGACCUCUCAUGGACAUAAAAACGGCAUCUGAGGUUUCAUAAAAACCUUGUCUUGCAUGUGAAGCUGCUAAUCUUGUAAUGAGAUUUGUGUCUGGAAAAUGACAUUAGAAAAGUCUAUAAACACAAGCACAGUCACGUCCAGUUUUUCUAAAAUCUGUAACAACACAGAAAGAGUUAAAACCACAACUCUUACUGUAGUGAGACAGUUUAAUGCUGCUCU